UAUGUGCAGCGUGUCCCGACCUGCAGCAGGAGAGGAGUUAAAAGCCGACAGCUCGAGGAGCUGGAUGAGUUUUUUUGUCAUUUCCAGCUCAGAGGAGAUUUGACACUGAUCUGAUUUUUGAGGAUUCACACACACGACAUGAGGAGCAGCAGCAGCUGGAUUUCACUCUGCGCGGUUUUGGCUGCGGUUUGUGCCGUCCAGGCCACAUACACACAUUACUCGACAGUACGGUGUGACUGUAAUGGGAGGUCUCGGUACUGCCUCCGGGACGCCUGGGGUCUACACUGCGUCGACUGUCAGGGAAACACCGAGGGCCGCCACUGUGAGCGCUGCAAGGACGGCUACUACCUGCAGGGGGCGGGACUGAGCUGCACGCCCUGCGGCUGCAACCCCACAGGUUCUGUCAGUGCGACAUGUGACAGCAGGGGGCGCUGCAGCUGUAAAGAAGGUGUAACAGGAGAGAAAUGUGACCGAUGUGCAGACGGACCGAUCGGACCGAACGGCUGCACACAGAGUCGUCAGCCCAGAGAGGAUUCUGGGAGUCUGAGUCUGCCAUGUUUCUGUUACGGCCACAGCAGCACGUGUUCUCCACAGUCCGGUUACUCCGUCCACAACAUCACCUCCACCUUCACCACCGGUCCGGAGGGUUGGAAGGUGGCGACAAGUCACGGCGUCACUCCUGAUGAUGUUCACUUCAGAUGGUCACCGACACACCAGGACCUGGAGGUGAUCUCCAAAAACAGCCUGCCCAUUUAUCUGUAUGCCCCAGCUCCUUACCUGGGGAACCAGUUGCUGAGUUAUGGUCAGAACUUUUCCUUCUCCCUACGUCUGGAUCGAGGUGUCCGACACCCGUCCGCCAAUGAUGUGAUCUUGGAAGGCGCCGGCCUCAGAGUAUCGGCCUCUCUGGGCGACCUGCUGUCCAUCGUCCCCUGUGGACAGAAAAUCAAAUACAGCUUCAGACUGGACGAGCAGCCUGGCAGCAGGUGGAGUCCUCAGCUCUCCUCCCUCCACUUCCAGACGCUCCUCCAGAAUCUCACCGCCAUCAAGAUCCGGGCAACAUUCGGUGACAAAGGACGUGGUUACCUUGAUAAUGUGCAGCUGGUGUCAGCGCAGCGUGGGGAUGGCGUCCCGGCCCGCUGGGUUCAGACCUGCAGCUGCCCUUCAGGAUACGAGGGCGAGUUCUGCGAGCAAUGUGCAGCAGGUUUCAAACGCAGGAACCCUGCGGACGGAGCCUUCAGCCCCUGCGAGCCCUGCAGCUGCAGAGGAGGUAGCUGUGACCCUCAGACCGGAGACUGCUACUCUGCUGAUGAGACGCCCGGAGACCGAAGCUGCUCUGAGGGGUUUUACCGAGACCCUUGGCAGCCCCAGACCUGUAAGAAGUGUCCCUGUCCAGAGGGAGUGUCCUGCUCUGUGGCUGCUGGCUCACUGGAGCCUCGGUGUGACAACUGUCCAACCGGAACCACCGGUCCUCGCUGUGACGUUUGUCAGGAGGGGUUUUAUGGCGACCCUGCAGGAGCUGCUGGACUGCGACGCCCCUGCAGACCCUGUCAGUGCAACGGCCACAUUGACGUCAGCGUGGUGGGAAGCUGCGAUCGCAUCAGCGGCAAAUGUCUGAAAUGUCUGAACAACACAAAAGGACAGAAUUGUGAGGAUUGUCUGAGAGGUUUCUAUCACAGACGACUCACCGACGCCUGCAAACCCUGCGACUGUGACCUUCAGGGCUCUGAGUCCAGACAGUGCGAUGAUUCUGGUCGCUGUCAGUGCAAACCAGGCUUCGAGGGUCUGAGGUGUCAACGAUCCAACUGCCCCGCCUGUUUCAGCCCCAUCAAGGCAAAGAUGGGGGAUUACACCACACAGCUGAAGAAGCUGGAGACUCUGUUUGCAGACAUGGACAAAGGUUUGACACCAACCACCAGCGCUCAGAUGGAGGCCACUCUGAGGGCCACCGAGCAGCUGGUGAAGGACCUGCACGACAACACUGAGCAGCUCAGAGAUUUGGAGAAGAGCCUGCAAGGUCGUCUGUCGUCCAUCAGCAGGAGUCAGCUGGCCGAGGAACAGGACAUCCAAAACAUCGCAGACACAGCCGACGACAUCAAGCAGCGACAAAAAACGUACAAGAUGGAGGUGGAAGAUGUCCAGACUCUGAUGGCGGAGAUGAAACGCAAACUGGAGGAGGCCAAGACCAAACUCAGAUCAGCUGAGCUUCCUCUUGGAGAUGCACCACUGGGUUCAAACUUCCUGUCUUCGUUGGUGCAGACAGCUACCAGCCUUGCUGAUACACAUCAGACAGAUGCCACUGCCGUAGAGCGAACAGCCAACAAAGCUCUGAGUGACUCGGAGAAGAGUCUGGCUUUGGUCCGAGCUCUCAUGAACAAAGAGAACAAAGUCAAAGAGGUGAUCGGAGAUCUGAAAACUAUGUACGAUCAGACUUCAGCCCGGGUGAAGGGUUUGGAGAACCAGGCGAUCCGCCUGAGUGGUGAGGCCAGAGAUGAGAGCAAAAUGUCGGAAGGCAUGUUGAAAAACAUCGCCACCAUGGAGCGAAACCUCCCAACGUCCCUGAAGGGGGAGAUGGACGCAAUGGUUACGAGGUUGGAUGGUCUGAAUGGGUUGGCGGAAGAUAACAUCUUAGGCUUCGAGGUGCUGCAGCGUGGUGUGCAGGCAGACAAGGCCGUCACUGAGGACCUGCUGGCCAAGGGCAAGGCUGCCCAGAAGGAGUUCAACAAGCUGCUGGACAGAGUCAACGUUGCCAAGGCCGACACUGAGGGCGCUCUGAAACUCAUCAACAGCAACACCAAGGACCUGGACGACGCCCUGAACACCCUGAGAGGGUUCGACCAGCAGAUCGACAUCAGCAGAGCUGAUGCUGACAGUGCCAUCAAGCGUCUUCCUGGCAUCAACACCACCAUCCAGCAGGCUGUCGGCAGCAAUGCUAAGAUGCUGUCCAUCUUGGAAGACAUGUCCGAUAAUUACAACAACGCUCUUGGAACCAUCAAUGAGCUGGAGGGCCUGGUCAACGGUCUGGAGGGAUCAUUUGGAGCGCUGCCGUCUUACAGCGGUCUGGUUAAUGAAGCCACCAAAUUGAACAAGGAGGCUCAGGAUCUGAGGACGAAGGCUGACGAUUUAACUGGAGACCUGGAGUUUGAGCUGGACAGCGCCAGGAGGCUGGAGGUCGAUGCUGAGCAGGCUGCUGCUGGAGCCGCUGCAGCUUUCAACAACGCCAGACACACCAGAGACGCUGUGGGAAAAACACUACGUGACAUCAACAGUAUGCUGGCUAACAUGAACCAGCCUGGUGUUGCUGUGGAUGAGAAUGCGGUGAAGCAGCUGGAGGACUCUCUGGCCGGUGCUCAGAGAGAAGUGGAGGGUCGUCUGAAGCCCCGGCUCAGGGACAUGGAGCAGCAGGAAGUCGCCAUGAUUCUACGGCUGUCCGACAUCAACGUGGACAUUGACACCCUCCUGGGAGACAUCGCUAACCUGGAGGACAUCCUGAAGACCAUCCCCAGGGGCUGCUACAACAGCCCCCCCAUUGAGGAGGCCUGAGGACCUGAGUCCAGAUCCGCAGUAAAAAUCUACCACUUGAACAAUGACCAUAUGAGCAUCUUUCUGAAACACCUGCUACACAUGAAAAACAGGAUGAACUAAUGUAAAGAAUUCAAUAUAAGAAAGUUAUCAAAAGGAACAAAAUCCCAUUUCAUUUUUCUGUUUUCUAAAUGUUCAAACCUGUCGCUUUCUGGUGAGUUUUUAAGGUUUAAACAUAUUUUGAGGCUGAGAAGCAGAAGAACUUUCUCUUCAUCCUUCAUUGGCUCUGAAAAAGUUAAACCUGAAGAGACACGAUGUGACUGGGUUUUACUUUGUUUUUCUAUUUCUGUUUGGUACCACAGAACCAGAUUACCUUAAAGCAGUUUUAUGUUGGAGGAAAGGUUUUUUGAAAAGAAAAACUAAAACUACAGAAACUUUGACUGCAAAUGAUUUUUUAAAAAAUCUAAAACAUGAAAACAUAAUUUUUGUAUCAUUGCACUUAACAACUACAAUACCUUUUUUUUCUUUAAUAAAAGAAUAGCAACUAACUAACCUGAUGAGUGGAUGGAUACUGGAUAACUUUAUUUUUUGUGUUGAUAUAUUUCUGAUGAUGAUGUGAUGUGUGAAUGUCUAUUUAUAACUGUACAUACAGUUUCAGUUUCUGAAUUCAGUGUUUUUAUUUGUUGUUGAGUCUUUCAUGUGUCUGACCAGCAAAAAUAUUUAUAUGUAUCUUUUCUUUUUUCACAUAAAAGCUGCUGCACUUUCUCCUGAUUUACAA
Lates calcarifer (barramundi perch) is the source of this 4297-nucleotide messenger RNA. It is a transcript of the gene lamc2, whose product is annotated as laminin, gamma 2. Bases 139 to 3540 code for a protein of 1133 amino acids. Gene Ontology annotation, molecular function: extracellular matrix structural constituent. Lineage: Eukaryota; Metazoa; Chordata; Actinopteri; Centropomidae. The transcript is spliced from 21 exons. The record is from RefSeq and is a predicted model, not a curated record.